Molecule: messenger RNA, 2841 nt
Organism: Erigeron canadensis
Lineage: Eukaryota; Viridiplantae; Streptophyta; Magnoliopsida; Asterales; Asteraceae
Product: eukaryotic translation initiation factor
Exons: 9
Coding region: 206-2500 (764 amino acids)
Cellular component (GO): eukaryotic translation initiation factor 4F complex
Molecular function (GO): translation initiation factor activity; protein binding; mRNA binding
Source: RefSeq, a predicted model, not a curated record
UAUUCUCUUCUUCUAUAACAGGAGAGAGAAAGGGGAAAAAAAACAUCUAUCCCUAAUACACAAAAAAAAAACCCUAUCUUUUUUAUUCAAGAUUUUGAAUCUUGAUUUAUAAAAAAAGAUAACUUCUUUUUGAUCAAUAAUCGAAAAGAAUUUCUGUUCUUUGCUUGGAUUUUCAUAAAAAUAAAAAAUUUAUUGAAAAAAAGGUAUGCAGGCUGAUCAUCAAACAGUGUUAAGUUUAAGACCAGGUGGUGGAAACAGGGGACGAACAACAACUGGCCCACGUUUUGAUUUUGGUAGUGGUGGUUCUGAUCUUCCUUCUUUUCGUCCUCACGGCGGCGCCGGCGCCGGCACUUCUUCUCUUGCCGCCCUUCAGAACAAUGAUUCUCGAUUUGAGCUUCGUGAGCGUGUUCGUUACAGCAGAGACCAGCUGCUACAACUUAGGGAGGUUGUAAACAUCCCUGAGGAGAUACUGAGAGUCAAACAGGAAGUGGAAACUGAAUUCUUUGGGGAGACACAGAGUUGGACCAGAUCUGAAGGAACCGUGCCAGUUCAGCCUCAGCCACGCUACUCUGAGCCUGAUACCCGCGACUGGCGGGAAAGAGCCCCUGUACCGGUGGAGGAGAGAUCUUGGGAUGCUAGGAGAGACUCUCGUGACUUUGUUCGUGUUGAUAGGCAAGAACCGAACUCACAGUUUGCUAGACAAGCCUUUUCUAACCAAGUGUCUGGACCUGCCCCAGCUCUUAUCAAAGCUGAGGUACCAUGGUCAGUUCGAAGGGGGACCCUCUCUGACAAGGAUCGUGUCUUGAAGACAGUAAAAGGUAUCCUGAACAAGUUGACUCCUGAAAAGUUUGAUCUCCUCAAAGGCCAAUUGAUCGAAUCUGGAAUCACAUCUGCUGAUAUUCUCAAGGGGGUUAUCUCGUUGAUAUUUGAUAAGGCUGUUCUUGAGCCCACGUUCUGCCCAAUGUAUGCUCAGCUGUGUUCGGAUUUGAAUACAAAGCUCCCCCCAUUCCCCUCCGAAGAACCUGAUGGCAAGGAGAUCACAUUCAAGCGUCUGCUGUUAAAUAACUGCCAAGAGGCUUUUGAAGGUGCCGAUAACUUGAGGGAGGAAAUAAGGCAGAUGACUUCUCUUGAACAAGAGUCGGAGCGUAGGGAGAAAGAAAAAAUGGUUAAACUCCGCACUCUUGGAAACAUUCGUUUAAUUGGUGAGCUUUUGAAGCAGAAAAUGGUUCCUGAAAAGAUUGUUCAUCAUAUUGUUCAGGAGCUUUUAGGGACUGACAACAAAAGUUGCCCAGAGGAAGAAAACGUGGAGGCAAUAUGCCAUUUCUUUAAUACGAUAGGCAAACAGCUUGAUGAGAGUCCUAAGUCAAGGAGAAUUAAUGAUCUUUACUUCAGCCGAUUGAAAGAGCUAGCAACAAACCAGCAAUUAGCUCCACGCAUGAGGUUUAUGGUUCGUGAUGUUAUUGAUCUCAGAUCGAAUAAAUGGGUUCAAAGACGGGAAGAGGAGAAAGUCACGACCAUUGCACAGAUCCAUGCUGCUGCCGAGAAGCACUUGGGGCUCCGUGCAGGCUCAACUGCAAGCAUAAGAAACAACCAGGCUAUUGCUGCUGGGUCACAAGGUACCCCUGUUAGUGUGAACCGUCCUGGUACUGGUGGCAUGAUGCCAGGUAUGCCAGGGAACCGCAUGAUGCCGGGCACCCCCGGAUUGGCACCUGUUUCACUAGGGGAGAACGAUUGGGAGCUUGUGAAGCCUAGAUCGACACCUAGGGGUGUCCAACAACCAGUGUUACCAAACAAGACACCGUCAUCAAGUCAAAGACUUCUUCCCCAGGGUAGUGGCGGUUUCAUUGGUGGCAAAUCAAGUGCUUUGUUGCAAGGCAGUGUUGGGCCUAGUUUAACCUCUCCUGUUGCCAUCUCUCAGGCUGCAGCUCCUCCUGCGAGACAUGUUUCAACACCAUCACCUACUCCUGCUGCUCCAUCUUUGAAGGCAACGAACACGGAUGAUCUCAAGAGGAAAACCAUUUCUCUUCUUGAGGAAUAUUUCAGUGUCCGUAUGCUUGAUGAAGCAUUACAAUGCUUGGAGGAACUGAAAGCCCCGGAAUACCACUCCGAGUUUGUAAAGGAAGCUGUUUCACUUGCUUUGGAGAAAAGCCCACCCUGUGUAGAACCACUUUCAAACCUUCUGAAGCAUCUUUUGUCUAAAAAUGUUAUCAACCGAGCUGAUUUAGUAGCUGGGUGCACCUCCUAUGGCUCAUUGCUAGACGAUAUCGCAAUUGAUUUACCUAGGGCACCUAACAACUUUGGUGAAAUCAUGGGGCAUUUAGUGCUCUCUGGUGCCUUGGAUUUCAAGGUUGUGGCUGAUGUUCUAAAGACAAUGGAGGAUGACUAUUUUCAGAAAGCCGUUUUUGAAGGUGUUAAAAAGGUUGUUAAAUCAAGCUCAUCUGGAAAUGCCAUUUUAGAGGCGCAAGCAGCUGACGUGGGUGCUUGUGAAAGUCUAUUCUAAGGAAACAAGUACAAAAGUGGUUGGAUAAUGUUGAAAACAAGAGGUGGGUUAUCAAUCAGUGAACUGUAUAAUCUUGUUUUUGUGUUGAGGGGUUAUAUUACCAUAGACAUAGUAGUAAUGUGUUGUUUGAAAACAAAAAGGUGGACUCAAUACCAUGAAUUUUGACAUCUCGAGUGUGUAUCUUGAGAGGCGACCAGAUGAAUUUUUCUGAGACUUUUCUUUUUGUUUUUACAUUUUAGUUUUUUGUGACUUUCGAGUUAAAUUUUAUUAUUAUUGUUAAAGACUUGGAAGUUCAUAAAAGCAACUGUUGUAUUUUACUGAAAUCUCAUUGUUUUUAUCAA